AUGGAGGAGGACUUCAGGAACGUAAAUGUUAACUUGGAUCAUCAUGUUUUAAAUGAAGUGCAUGUUGUUCAGAUGAAUACACCAAAUGAGAUGUUGCUUAAUAAAAAAAUUAUUCUACUGGAUAAAAUGAAUGAUAUACACCAUGAAGUUGUACCUGAGCAUAACAAAGAAAAUAUGGGUGCUUCUAUAGUGGGGUCUUCAUCGGUGCAAGUUGGUGAAAAUAGUUCCAGAGAUCAUUUUCCAAAGAAGGGUUUUCUCAAUAAUGUUGUGAACUCAAAUCUUCUUCCUAGAAUUGCAGAUCUAAAGAGAUCUGCAAGAGAUAAUGAUAGUGUCAGCUCCAGUGGUAGAGUGUGGAUUGGCUGGGAUCCUUCUGUUAUUCAAGUUUCUUUGAUUCAUUUAUCCUCUCAAGCCAUUUUUGUUGAUGUUUCUUAUGAUUCCAAGUUCAACUUUAUUGCUACCUUUGUGUAUGGUGAAAAUUAUUACCUUUCAAUAGUUAGUCUUUGGGAUUCUUUGAAGGCUUUUGCUAGUUUCAACAGUAAACCUUGGGUUGUUCUAGGAGAUUUCAAUUCUCUACUUUACCCACAUGAUAGGGUGGGAGGAGCUGAAGUGAUGCCUCAUCAUUAUGCUGACUUUCAGAGUUGUACUGAUGCUUCACAUCUGUUUGAUUUUCCUUUCACUGGGAUUUUUGAUCAUUCUCCUGGUGUGGUUUCUAUCUUUGAAAAGAGGAAACAUGCCCCCCCCCCCCCCUUUAGGUUCUACAAUUAUCUUACUGAAGAGGAGGAUUUCAUGAAUCUUAUAAGAAAUAUUUGGAGGGAAUCAGUUAGGGGAAAUCCAAUGUAUGUCUUAGUGACUAAACUUAAGAGAUCUAAUAAGGGUAUCAUCUUGUGGAAGAAAGAAAGAUAUAGGUCAGUCUCUGCUCAAGUUAGUCAAGCUAAGGAGGUUUUAGAUGCUACUCAAAAGUUAUUCCAAGAACAACCUCUCAAUCAAAAUUUAGCAGAGAGAAGAUCAAGAAAUAAUAUUCUCAUGCUUUAUAAUGAUGAAAAUGAAAAACUUGAGGAUGAUAUUUCUAUUGCAAAUGAGUGUGUCUCUUUUUUCUCUUCUCUGUUUGAUUCCCAAACCAAUAGUGGUGAUCAGAGUUCUCAGUUUGAAAACAUUAAUAUUCCUUGUUGUGUUAACCAAGAUGAUAUAUCUGAGCUGGUUAAGGAUGUUUCUAGAGAGGAAGUGGUGAAUGCUUUAGCUUCAAUUGGUUCUAACAAAGCUCCAGGGAUAGAUGGGUUCUCCAACCACUUUCUCAAAGCUUGUUGGGAGACUAUGGGGGAUGAUUUUGUUGCAGCCAUUCAGAAUUUUUUUCUCAAAAUCCAAAUUACUUAG
Papaver somniferum (opium poppy) is the source of this 1371-nucleotide messenger RNA. RefSeq lists its product as uncharacterized. Lineage: Eukaryota; Viridiplantae; Streptophyta; Magnoliopsida; Ranunculales; Papaveraceae. The record is from RefSeq and is a predicted model, not a curated record. The coding region runs from base 1 to 1371 and encodes 456 amino acids. The transcript is spliced from 4 exons.